AUGGUGCAGAGCAACGGAUCUGGAUAUAACAAUGACCACUGGGCCAGUAUCAGUCCUUAUAGCCAAAGCCCUUAUGGAAACAGCCCUUUGAAUGAAUAUGGCGCCACGUUUGGCGGAUAUAUAUCGCACGGGCUACCAUCCGAAUCGCUCAACAGGAUGCCUCCGCCCAUUCUUUCAACUCCUUCUCAAUCUACAACGCAUCAAAUGAUACAUCCUGCACCCAUCAUGGGCCACCAUCAACUGCCGAUGCUAAACACUCAAUGGCCGAGUCAGUUAACGAACCCUACGCCUUCGGGAAGCUACUCUGCUCCUCCGCUGUCCAUCGCACCGGCAUCUAGUCUGCCUCCGGUUGACCCGCCGCCAAGGCCCCUUGUGCAUCACGAGAAGGCGAGAAAGACUUUGAGCGCGGAGCAGAAACGGGCCAUGUGUCAAUACCAUGAAGAAAAUCCGGGCACUCGGCAGGCAGAUAUUGGCGCCAAAUUUGGCGUCGAGAGAAGCACCGUUUCCAAAGUCUUGAGACACAAAGAGCAGUAUUUGAAGCGAGACCCGGAGCCUGAUGGAGCAGCACUCAAACGUUUGAAAGGAAAGCAUCCUGAUUUUGAUCGAACGCUCAGCAACUAUGUUCGGCGACAGCAGCAACGCGGCUUUGAAGUCAAAGAUGACGACAUUAUGGAACAAGCCCGGCUGUUUGCUCGGGCCAGCGGCAACCAAGAAGCAGUGUUAACGAACAUCAACAGCAACUGGCUCCUCAAAUUCAAGCAAAAGCACGGAAUAGGGGCUGGGCGGCUGAUGCGUCGAGCAUCCGAGACGAACAUUCCAGACAGUAUGAUCAUGUCUGCAGCUAUUCCACGCUUCCCAGGAGAUAAAGCGGCCCAUACAAUCUCUCCCGUCUCUCCCACUCAUCGGCUCUCGCCUCUUUCUGCUAGCCGUAGCGAGGAGGACUUGCAGGCUGAAGGACACGACUUCGACUUCCAGUACAGACAUGCUGGGUCUCAUUCUUCUACUUCACUAGCAAGCGACUUGAAAGACACGAGUGUUUCGUUUUCUGAGACGAUUAACCCAACUGCAGCUUUCCAUUUCACACCUGACCCUAACGUGGGAGCGUUUCAAGACAGUCUCCAUAUACAACCUGCAGCCCCUGAUUUCCAGCACCGCGGAAAGAGAAGCAACACUUUCCCAUCCCUCAAUAUCGAUUGCCUAAAUCAAAACGCAAGCACAGGCCCGCUGACACCUCGACACUCUGCCGUCACAGCAUCUUCAGCAAUCGAAUCGCCGACAAACGACUUUCGAAGCAAUCCUUUCACGCUUGACACCACGAUAUCGCCACCACCAGCCUUACGCCGCAGCAGCAGCAACUCAAGCAUUGCCGCUCGAACAAACAACAACUCUGCAAACGCUAGUUCUGUAUCAUCAAACACUGCUGAUUCUUCGCCAACUUCCCCAACACCAGAGGACGCUAGACGUGCCGCGGAAACACUACUGAGCUACCUUCACCACAUGACCCCAAAUGGCCCGUUUGAUAAAAGCGAAUACGCCACCAUCGUUCAACUUACAAAAAAACUACAAAUACACCAGCACCAAACAACACGUCCUUCUAUAGGAGGACUGUCAAGGAUCCCCGAGAGUGAC
Molecule: messenger RNA, 1629 nt
Organism: Trichoderma atroviride IMI 206040
Lineage: Eukaryota; Fungi; Ascomycota; Sordariomycetes; Hypocreales; Hypocreaceae
Molecular function (GO): DNA binding
Source: RefSeq, a predicted model, not a curated record